Molecule: messenger RNA, 3354 nt
Organism: Nanorana parkeri
Lineage: Eukaryota; Metazoa; Chordata; Amphibia; Anura; Dicroglossidae
Gene: PRSS53
Product: protease, serine 53
Exons: 16
Coding region: 1-3354 (1117 amino acids)
Biological process (GO): proteolysis
Molecular function (GO): serine-type endopeptidase activity
Source: RefSeq, a predicted model, not a curated record
AUGGCUCCGAGCGCCAACAAGGGGCACCUUUCUGGAUCGCUCCUCCAGGCGGUGACAGCGGCGACCUCGCGGGCCUGUGGGAAGCAGGGAUUGCAGUCCCGGAUCUUCGGUGGGACCUCGGUGGUGCCGGGUGAAUUUCCGUGGCACGCCACGCUGACUUACAAGGGGAGCCCAUUCUGCGGGGGAAGCCUGAUCUCUGAUAGGUGGAUCGUCACGGCCUCUCAUUGCUUCGAUCGAACAACCACUCAGGACAAAAGGGACCCCAAGUUAUGGCAAGUUCACCUGGGUUUCACCAAAAUGGGGUACACUCCGAAUGAAAGCAGCGUGGUCACCAUGGUCCCCUCCCGAAUUGUGAUCCAUGAGAACUAUACGAAAUACACUGAAGGCUUUGAUAUCGCCCUGGUGGAGCUGCCAGCUCCGGUGACCUUCACCCGUUUCAUCUCCCCCAUCUGCCUCCCGGAGAACAGCCACCGCUUCCACCUGCGCAGAACCUGCUACGCCACCGGUCUCAAGAACGUGCAGGAGGGGGUGCCUCUGAACAGCAAGAGGUCCUUAGAAAAAGUUGGCCAGAUUUUGAUCGGUUGGAGAACCUGCAAUUGUAUCUACAACACCCACAUGAGACCAGACCUAAGCAACCCUGCAAAUCCCAGCAUGCUGUGCAUUACGGAGAGCGACGGAAAGAAGGGCCCGUGCCAGGGUGACUCUGGUGGGGCCGUGGUUUGUGAAGAGGACGGGGUCUGGUUCCUUGCUGGACUCGUCAGCUUUUCCCAAGGUUGUCACUUGCUGAACAGUCCCACCAUUCUCUCUUCUGCCUCCUUCUACCAAGACUGGAUUAAGCGGCACACUGAUGAACAAGCCUCCUUCUCCCCCCAGACCAUUCCGGUGGUAGAUGAUGUGGACAAUGACAAUUGCAGUGACCUUCUUAGUAAUCACACAGCAGGUUGUGGAAUCUCACAGGUCAGUGAUCCUACUUUCCGGAGUCCCGGAACUUGGCCAUGGCAAGUGGACCUCUGGAGAGAUGGGAAGAGAACUUGCAGUGGGGCCCUUAUCUCAGCCAGUUGGGUGAUCACAGCUGCAGAGUGUUUUAUUGGCCAAGGCUCCUCCGAGUUGCCAGAGGACUGGUCGGUCACAGUGGGUAGCGGGACGCCCGUGAUGAUGGACAUUGCGGUACAACAAAUCAGUGUUCACGGCUCAUACAUCAGCCCUGAAAAGGGUUACAACGUGGCUCUGGUUCUUCUUGCCCAUCCUGUGCCCCUGGGACCAUACAGCCAAGCCGUCUGCUUGCCCCAUUCCUCCCAUCGUAUGCCAUAUGGCUCUACGUGCUGGCACAUAGUUGGGGACAAUUCGCUUCCUGAAGACCAGACGGGUGUGCCACGUGGAGACAAAUUGGAGCUGUUAGGCCCCAACCAGUGUAACUGCAUCUACAGCCGACCAAACUCAGACAACCCCACUGAGUCUGUAAUAGAGGGGAUGAUAUGUGCGUCCAGGGAGGGUGAGAACAGCAGCCAAUGCCUGAAUGACUUGGGUGGAGCCCUGGUGUGUAAAGAGAAUGGGACUUGGUUCCUGAAUGGUGUGUAUAACUAUGGAGGAGGAUGCAAGGAAGGAUCAGGUUCUACACUGCCAAGAGUGUUCACUCAGCUAGCCACGUAUGAUGACUGGAUAGACAAGGAGACACGAGAAAUGUUUCUCCGGCCUGCGAUCAAUUCACCGCCACCCAAGCCAGACACAGACAGAUGCUCCUUAGACAGUCCAAGAGAUUGUGGAGAAUCAGUUGCAUCUCCUGGUCCUGAGCCCGUCGGGGAGGCCGCAGAUAAGAUGUGGCUGUGGCAGGUCAGUCUUCAACAGUUUGAGUCCCACGUCUGCUCCGGGGUUCUUAUUACAGAGACCUGGAUCCUGACAGCGGCGCACUGCGUUCCCAGCCGCGCACCUCUUAGUGACUACACCGUCAUCCUAGGCCGCAGUCUACAGAACCAGCCCAGCCCUAGAGAGGUGCUGCGUCAGAUCAAGAAGGUGGUGCCUCACCCGGACUACAAGCUGAAGACCGGAGAGAACGAUAUAGCUUUGGUAGAGAUGAACUAUGGAGUCACUUUCAGCGACCACAUCCUGCCCAUCUGCCUGGCGUCCAACCAGUCUAUCUCUACCACCAAUGAUUGUUGGGUUAUCGGCUGGGGAAGAUUGCACCCUUCAGGCAAAGCCUCGUCUCCUCCUCCACUGAGGCAUCUUCGGGUCCAUCUAUUGGAUGGAAAGGAUUGCGGGGGGUCUGUGGGGAACAUGACACAGACUGGUGGAACAGGGCAGAUUUGCGUAGCUGCUAAAAGUACCACAUUUUCGUGCCUGCUGGAUGGCAGCGCUCCUCUUGUAUGCCAACCGAACCCCAAAGGUCCUUGGUUCGUGUUCGGUGUUGGCAGCCAAACCUCUCCACCCAAAAGGAACGCCUGUCCCAGCAACUUUACCUCAGUGGUGCCCAUAUUAUCAUGGAUCAGAGGGGUGGUUCCCAAAAAGGACCUAAGCCUCUUGGAGAGGAACCCAACAGUUCCAACAUUUGGCUACAAUGAUACGGUGGCUUCUCCUACCACAACGACAGUGACGCCGACACCUCCGAACACAACUUUGGGUCCACAAAGCACCAACACAACCUACAGAGACAGCGAUGUGUCUACUACAGAUGUCCACAAUUUCACCACCACCAGCACUCCUCAUACCACGAGCACCAAUACCACCAGCACUCAUACCACCAGCACCAAUACCACCAGCACUCAUACCACCAGCACUCAAAGUUCCUGUCUAGAGUCCACCAGUGGAAGUGGGAACAUUUGUUCUGAGCACACAACGGUUACACCGCAGACUCAGAACUCAACCUCGUCUAUUUCAAUGCCGACUCAACAAACCGACCUAACAGUGAACCCAACAGGGAACUCAACGGUGAACUCAAUGGGGAACCCAACAGGCAACCCAUCGAGGAACUCAACGGGGAACCCAACAGGCAACCCAACGAACGAAAAUAUAUCUGAUGUGUACAAAAGUCAGAAGAAGGUAAAGACACACCGAAUGUUGGAGAGUUCCUCUCACUUCCUGUCUGGUGGAAUCAUCGUCACGCAGGACAGGAAAAUCAGCUUGUUUGUCAUCAAUGAGAUAUGUGAACGUGUUUCGGGGGGGGAGAAGGUCAGCAAACGUUCUUUCAAGUCUUCUUCUUCGGGGCGCGCAACAAAACCCGGAGGAUUGAGAUCUGGACUGGCCCGGAGGAUCAGAGGAGGUAAUCUCCGGCCCAGAAGAGACUUUGGUCACAGCACACAGAGAGAGACGGGGAAGAGCAGAACCUUCCACCAGCUCUUCCUGACCACCCUCACCCCCUGA